Messenger RNA from Tetrahymena thermophila SB210, 666 nucleotides. Its product is annotated as ubiquitin-conjugating enzyme. The transcript has a single exon. NCBI's taxonomy places the organism in Eukaryota, Ciliophora, Oligohymenophorea, Hymenostomatida, Tetrahymenidae. The record is from RefSeq and is a predicted model, not a curated record.
AUGAAGUUUUCAGAUACUGUAAACAGAAUAAAUAAAGAAUAUUAAAGGCUUCAAAAGAAUCCUGUAGAAAAUGUUUUAGCAAUUCCAGAUCCUAAAAAUAUGUUUUAAUGGCAUUUUUGUAUUUAUGGGUUAGUUGAUUGUCCUUUUGAGGGAGGAAUUUAUCAUGGCAUAUUGAGUUUACCUCCUGAAUAUCCUAUGAAACCUCCUUCUAUUAAAAUAUUAACUCCCAACGGAAGGUUUAAAGAAGGGACAAACAUUUGCACAAGUUUUACUAAUUAUCAUCCAGAAUCUUGGUAAUUAACAUGGAAUAUAGAAAAAAUGUUGAUUGCGAUGAUUAGUUUUAUGAAUGAUAAUGAUCCAAGUGCUGGAGUUGUUCAAACAAGCGAAUCAGAAAAAAGAAGGCUAGCUAAAAAGAGCAUAAUUUGGAAUAUAAAAAAUGAUGAAGAGUUUGUUCGUCUCUUCAAGCCUUAUUAUAAAUAGUUAAAUAUAGAUCCUAGCCUGUUUACUGAUCCAUAAAAGUUGAAAGAGUAUGAAGAAUAAAUGUAAUUUUAGUAAUCAACAACAGACCAUGAAAAGAAAGUGAGAAAUUUUGAAAAAGUAUUAUUUUUUGGAGCCUCAAUCUUUUUGGUAAUGUGUUCAUAUUUGUAUAUGAAAUCAUUAAAAUGA